This is a messenger RNA of Sphaeramia orbicularis (orbiculate cardinalfish), 2286 nucleotides long. It is a transcript of the gene il12rb1, whose product is annotated as interleukin 12 receptor subunit beta 1. The coding region runs from base 81 to 2045 and encodes 654 amino acids. Lineage: Eukaryota; Metazoa; Chordata; Actinopteri; Kurtiformes; Apogonidae. The transcript has 15 exons. The record is from RefSeq and is a predicted model, not a curated record. Gene Ontology annotation, molecular function: protein binding.
AGUUAUGAGAAGCCAGGUUGAAUACAUGGACUCUCACCAACAGAAGACUGAUCGGUUGUGUAGACUUUCCAUCAAACCUCAUGGAAAUACUGAAACACUGGAUUUUACUACAUGCAUAUGUCGUGUUAUUUCAGUCACUGACCAGCGAAGCAUCAGAAUGUGAGAAACCGUCCAGUCCUCAGUGUUUCAGAAAAGACGAUUAUGACAGUAUGUACACGUGUGAGUGGAGCUCCAAUGAGAAAAACGCAACGUUCGACCUUUACUUUCGCAACCAAAGCAAACACAGGGGCCUUCAUGAAACCUGGAUUGAAGUUCACGAAGAAGUACUGAUCACAACCACACCUAUCGAAAUCUGGGUGAAAGCUCAUGUUGGGAACUCCAGCUGUUCAUCAGACAGGACGUUUGCUACACUGAAGGAAACAAUUAAAUAUGAAGAGCCUCAAAAUAUUCUUGUAUCCUGGUUAAAAAACAACCUCUACCUGAGGUGGAAAGCCCCCGAGAAUCAUCCACCUUCAGCCGAGGUCUGGUUCCAACAAGACCUCAAAAAAUCAUGGGAAAAAUUACAGAUAAAUGCAACGUUAAAUUCUUCUCUAUGUCAGGUCGCUGUUACAAACCUCCAGAAAAAUUCCGUUUACCGGGUUCAGAUCAGACAUCGGUCCACCACGGCCAAAAACGCACUGUGGAGCGACUGGUCUUCGCUGACUGUUCCUGCAGAGCUGGAACAUAAACCUAACGUCAACUGGACAGUGAAGCUGGUGAAUGGCACUCGAAAGGUGAAGCUGAGCUGGGAGCCACCGCCUCAUGCAUCUGCAGUUGGAGGAGUGACUUACAUCCUAACAGACACUCAGUCACUUCACGGGUGUCCAUGUAGGAAGAAGAGACAGCAAACCAACACCAACAACACAAAAUACACUCUCUCUGUAUCCUACUCCGCCGCCAACAUCUCCAUCACAGCCAGAAACAAAGCAGGAUCGUCUCCUCCGACCGUCAUCCAGCUGAAACCUGAACCUGGACACGAUGUACAACCUUGUAACCUAACUAAAAUACUCAGUAAAGCCUGCCAUGAAUGGUUCGAGAUGCACAACGGAGAUGUGAGUCCAGAAAGUCUGAGUUUAACGCCCAAAAGCAGGAAGGAAAGAAAGGAUCAAAUAAAAGCACUAAUGAAGGACUAUGUUCGAUAUCUUUACAUUGAGCACAGAUGUGUCAACGGGAUGCCUCAAACUGUAAAAACGUGCUACUUCUAUCACAAAGAAGACGCUCCUGACCGACCCCCUGAGGACUUUAGUACUUUCGGUGAAACUCACAACUCCAUCGACUUGUCCUGGAAGGGGAUUCCCUCUGAUCACCAACGAGGUUUCCUCAAAUACUACAGGCUGUGCAGUGUCAGAGUCAGCUCUCAGGAAGAGAAAACAGAGUGCUGUAACAUAUCAGUCUCACUGAGUAAAUACCGGCUGGAGAAUCUGUCACCGGGGUCCAAGUAUAAUCUGAGCCUGUGUGGAGUGACAGCGGUGGGGGAGGGACCUAAAGCCACGGCGACCAUCACCACUCUGCCAGAGAUGCAUACGAAUGUGUGGUUGAGUCUGGGGUUGCUGUUGAUCUUCUUUUUCAUCUCAACAACCUGCACCUUCAUCUUGAAGAGAAUUAAAAGCAGGAUCUUUCCUCCUGUGCCGACACCUGUUAUUCCAGAUUUCAUCUCCAGUCAACCAGAAUGUCAGGCCAUGAUGGACAGGAAGGAGGAGGUUCAUGAGCUGACGCUGUUCCAGCUUCAUCCAGACUCCAAGCCGGUUCCUGAGGAUGCAGAGGAGAGCACAGUCCUCAGAGGGGGGUGGGACAACGGGUCUGACGAGGACCAGGAAGGAGAAAGCAGAGACCGAAGGACGUCAGAAGGAGACGGUGACGAGUGUUUGAGCUCUGACUCUACAGAACGGACACUGACGAGGUCCAAACAAACAGCAAUGGCAGAUCUGGAACGGGUGGAGAAUGACAUCGCCAUGCUGAUAUACAAGAACGGUCUGGUCUUUGACGUGAAGGCGGACUCCACUUAAACAACACAAUGUAAAGACACUUUUACUGCUACACAGCUCGAAAUUGCACAAAUAUAUGAAGUCUGAAGAGGCGUUGUUUGUUAAUUAAUUAAACAAAAUCAGAGGAGGUUGGAACAGAAAGAAAGUAGUGAUAUUAACUCUUUAAGUGCCAGACAGUUAAGGGGCUAAUAAGCCUUAAAAGUGCCACAGAAUUUGGCCGUUUUUCAGUAUUUCGCGUUGUUUUUAUAAUAUUUGAAGAAUC